ACAACCUCUGCCACACACAUCAAUAAAUCUAUCACUUCAACAAGAUAAGGUAACUAUUUAAAAUUUGUACAUUCAAAAUCUCUACACAUUUCAAAAUUGCCACUAUCGAGCUGUAAUCUUCUUUGUAUCGUUCCAAUUAAGUACGUACUUAAUCAUAUGGCUAUGUUAGUCCCAAAAGUUAUGUUGAAUUCUGGUCAUGAAAUGCCUCUAAUAGGCAUGGGAACAGCACCAACGGCACCAACAUUACCACCAAUUGACCAAUUAGUCCCCAUUUUUAUCGAUGCUAUCGAAGCCGGUUAUCGACACUUUGACAUCGCCGCGACCUAUGGCUCCGAGGAAGCGCUAGGUCGAGCCGUGGCUGAAGCGAUACAACGCGGACUCAUAGCGAGCCGUCAAGAUGUUUUUAUUACAUCCAAGUUAUGGUGCACCGAAACACAUCAUGACCUUGUUCUUCCUGCCCUCAAAAGAUCUCUUGCGAGGUUAGGAAUGGAUUACUUGGACUUAUACCAUAUACAUUUUCCAGCGAGGAUGAAGAAUGGUAAUGACCAAGAAAUAAAGGUGGUAAAUGAGGAUGUAAUUCCAUUUGAUAUAAGAGGAACAUGGGAAGCCAUGGAAGAAUGUUACAAAUUAGGUUUGGCCAAAUCCAUUGGUGUAUGCAACUUUAGUUGCACAAAACUCUCUCAACUCCUAACUCAUGCUACCAUUCCUCCAGCUGUAAAUCAGGUGGAAAUGCAUGUAGCAUGGAGACAAGAGAAGAUGUUAGCAUUUUGUAAAGAGAAAGGAAUACAUGUAAGUGCAUGGUCUCCUCUUGGAGCAAAUGGGAUACCUUUUUGGGGCAAUCAUGCUGUUAUGCAAAACUCUGUUCUAAAAGACAUUGCCUUUCAUAGACAAAAGAGCAUUCCACAGGUGGCAUUGAGAUGGGUAUAUGAGCAAGGAGUUAGUGUAUUGGUGAAGAGUUUUAACAAAGAUAGAAUGAGAGAGAAUCUUCAUUUGGAUUGGGAAUUAAGCAAUGAAGAAAAUGAUAAGAUUCAAGAGAUUCCUCAAUGCAGGGGAUUCAAAGGUGAAGUUUUUGUUCAUCCAGAUGGACCAUACAAAUCCCCAGAUGAAUUCUGGGAUGGUGAACUAUAAAUGACACUGCUAAACAUUCUGUUUUGAAUAUUUUUUGGUUGUUCA
This is a messenger RNA of Solanum stenotomum, 1173 nucleotides long. Its product is annotated as protein REDOX 2-like. The record is from RefSeq and is a predicted model, not a curated record. Gene Ontology annotation, cellular component: cytosol. Gene Ontology annotation, molecular function: aldose reductase (NADPH) activity. Lineage: Eukaryota; Viridiplantae; Streptophyta; Magnoliopsida; Solanales; Solanaceae.